Molecule: messenger RNA, 2835 nt
Organism: Paramecium tetraurelia
Lineage: Eukaryota; Ciliophora; Oligohymenophorea; Peniculida; Parameciidae
Exons: 4
Source: RefSeq, a predicted model, not a curated record
AUGGGAGGUGUAUGUGGGCAUUAGCAUUAACAUCAUUAAUUUGCGAAGUCGCCAGAAGGACUUCAUAGAUAUGGAUGCUCAUUCAUAAAUCCUGAGCCAAUGAAGUUUAAUAUUCUAUUCGAAAAUCUUCGUUUACAAUAUCCGACUAAGUCUUGUCAUUUGAGCAUUAAAUUGGCUGGAGAUAUAUUAAUCGAAACGCCAAACCAUAUAGAUUUAGAUGGUAAGCAUGCUUGGAAGAAAAUUGUGGAAACAUAAAUUUAAGCUAGCAUAAUCGAGUUACACGAGAAGAAACUGGAAUUUUACCUAUUUGAAGAGAAGAAUGUGAUUGCAAAUUUGGAGAUUCCCAUUUUCGAUAUUAUAAGUGGGCCUAUUCAUUUUGAUUACUCAAUUGGAAAAGGUAGGCUAACUUUUGAUAUGCAAAUGGCCUAGAUAUUGUAGAUCGAUAUUAAUCCUAUUGAAAUAGAUUGUAGUUAUGUUGAGAGCAUAAAGGACAAAGCCUACGUCUUUAACUUAAGAUUAGUUACACGGAAAAUGUACUUUACGUCGCCAAAUUCUGAUAGCUUUUAUAAUCCAGCAUAUCUGAAAGGAUUUAAUUCGUCCCUUAACAAUUUCCUCUAAGAAAUGAUGUUUAGAACUACUUGGAAUAGUUCCUCCGAAUUACCUAUUUUUAGUAUUGAGUUGCCAUCAAAUGAAUUGUAUAAUAGUGCAUUGUAAGUUUGCAUUUGGAGUAUAAAUAAAGAAAAUGAAUUUCAAUCUCCUGAAAUUUGCUCAAUCAAGUCAAUCAAAGAAAAAUGCGAAAAAGAAGUAAUCAUCGAAUAGAAUCUUUUUGCUGAGACCUUUAUUGCAUUGCAUAAACUAACAUAAGAGGAUGAUCAAGAGGAUUUUAAAAUGCAUCAGCAAUUCAAAACUACUGUAACCAAAAGCCUAUGGUGUAAGGGUAAUAAAGUAGGUACUAUUAAAUGUAAGUUCAACGUAAAACUACCCAGAUUUCUUAAAUAGAAAUUGGUGGGCAUUAGAACUGAGAAUGGGUGUACGUUAGGUGUCAAUAUUUGUAGUUCUAAAUCAGUUGCUUAGAUAGCAGAAAUAACUAAUAUCUUUUAGAAGUUAUAUGAAUCGAUGUUUAAGAUGCAAUCAUUAAGUCACAAUGAUCAACAAAGAACUAUACUCUAACGUCAAGCACUAACUAUUAGUUAGCAACUAUUAGAUGAAGUUUAAAAGGCAGACAAAGAUACCAAUUCUAAAUUAUUUUAUUAUAAAAACCAAGAGGACCUAUUUAAAGCCUAAGAAUAUUUUACUAAGAUUGCAGAAUAAAUAACUAAGUACAUUGAUAAAUUGGAUGAUAAUCUAAGAGAAGUUUGCUAUGAGAUUUUAUUAGUAAUAAUCACUAGAGGUGAAUUUAGGUUGCAUUCUUUAGGGUACUUUGAAGAAUGCAAAUAAUUAUCAAAGAAGUAAUUGGAGUUAAAGAAUUAAGUUAAUCUCCAUUAUUCGGAAUUUAUGCUCCAAACUUUAAAUUGGGUACUUCUUAAGGUUCCUUUGAAAACUCAGUAGUAAAAUGAGAGAAAGUUCACAAUGAGAUUUCUUGUUUUAGCAUUUAUAAGGAUCCCUCACUUUAAGGACUAAUUGUUGAAGUGUAUAACUAAGUCCAAUGAUCCUUAAUUAGUAGAGUGGAGAGGGAAUGAAUUUUAAUUAGAGGAGUAAGAUGUAUUUGUUAAUGAAUAAGUGGCUAUGAUAUUUGAUUGGCAGACAUACUUUUACAACUAUCUUUCCUAUCAAUCAUAAUACUAAUUUAGCUAAAGCACGAGUGAUGAUUAAUGGAUGUAAACUUUUAGCAAAAGGAGUUUAAUUUAUCAGUAUUUUAUAAUGGACUUCUGUGCUUACAUACAAUAUAUAUUGUAAAAGAACAACAUCCAAUGGUAGCAUGUGCCAGGAUACAAGUUGUUAUUGAAAUCCUUUCUUUGUGAAUUGAAAUUAAAAGAAUAGUACACAAUAUCGUUUUUUGAUUGUGUAAUGGCUGUGUCUCGGAAUAACAAUAUAAUAAACAUUAUCGUAAUGAUAUUAUUUAAUAAAACAAAAUUGUAUUAAUCUGAUUAGGUUAUUUAGGUUUUUGAUUUAUUGAGUUUAAUAAUAAAUUAAUGUCCAGAAACAUUAACAGUUUUCGAUUACCCGUUCUUUUUAAAUGGGAUAAGAAUUGUCUUAACAUAAUCAGAACAUGCAAUAGCAAUCGCUACAGUUUUGGAGUUAAUUUACACUAAUUUUUUGAAAUUUCCGAUAGAGUUCCGAAAAGCAGUGAUCGAUUUAUUAUUUGAGCCAUUGAGUUUUGAGUUGUUUCUGCAUUGGUCAAAGAGUGUGAGGACAGUUUUUAUGAGUUUCUUGCUUUAUCGGAUCUGCCAUCAAUAUAGGAACAAUAAGAUUUCAGUUAUGGAUGAAGAAUUAUUCGAGUAGCAGUAUUUGAUAGCAUCGAAGCCGAGAAAGAAUUUCAGUUUUUAUGAGAACCGGAAGGAGGAGAAAUAAUUGAUUGCAGAUUACAUUUACUUAAAAUACACAAGAUUUAUGAUGAAUAUAGAGUAGGUCAAGAUUCAAUUGAAAUAGUUUCAGAUUCAUUAAGAUCUAAGUGUUCUAUAGAAUCUGAAGGAGAAACUGGCUCAGAAGAAUCAGUAUCAUUAGGGGAGUCAGAAUAUAAUUAUUUAGGAGUAGAAAUAGGAUGAUAAGGAAGAAAUUCCGUCGGAGAAAUAGAUGGUUUUUGAGAGAAGAAAUGAAUAUAGAAAUCCUACUAGAAAAAGAACUAUCAUCUUGUCAGAUAACAAGUAUAAAUAUUUUGAAAGUGGCCUUAAAUGA